AUAUAUUUUCGAAUUAUUAUUUUAUUAUUAAAAUCAUAACUAUAUAUAUAAAGAUUAGUAAAAUAUUAUUUUAUUUUCAUAUCCAAAGAUACUGUAAUAUUUCACAAAUUUAGAAUUUUUUUAAAAAAUUAAACUUUUCGGUUCAUAGAUUUAUAUUAUCGAGUAAAUAUUUAAACAUUAAGUUUUUGUUUAAUUUUUAAAAUAAACUAUAUAGUUUAGAAUUUGUUUUCAUUGGUUUAAGGUAGUAAAUAUUAAUCAUUAUUAGAUAAUCUGAUUUUUGUUAUUUAAAAAAAAUCUUUAUAAUUUUAAAAAUUAACAUCAAUAAAUAUUUAAAUAAUUAACAUAUCAAGGUAUAGUAUUACAAUAUUAAAAUUAUAUAUAUUUAAUUUUUACUAUCUAUAAAUUUAAUGGAUCAUCUAUUGUUUAAAUCUAAUUAUUGAUAGCCCAAUAAAAAUUUUUGUUAGGCCCAAAAUUUAAAAGAUAAAAUUAGAGAUUAAAUGUAACAUGACUUUCUAGGAAUAGGUCUAUUAGGUCCAUUUUUAAAAAAUCACACAUGAAUCAAAGUUGUGACUUCUGUUUUAAUAUAUAAGAUAUUUUUCUUUUUUUUUGUUUUGUUGCUAACGACAAAUCUUUUAGUUAAUAAUCAUGGUUAAUUACGGAAACACCCUAUCUAAUUCUUUGUUGUUUUUAGUAAACUCGUAAUAAACAUGAUACAUUUUCCCCUACGUACAUUAUAUGUUAGUUAGAAAACGUAUUACCUGGAAAACGUUAUCUUCUAAUAUGUGUCGGUUGAGAAAGCACUACUUUAAUCAACAUACCUUUUGAAUGAUAUUUAAAGUGAUAGAUGAGUGAAAGUCUGGAGAUGGGUUGAUUCCAUCCAUUCCUCUCUUCUUCAUCUUUCUAAUAACUUUCAGAAAACACACACUAACGAACUUGAUAGUUGUAUCAUAUAUAAAAUACGUAGCUUUUACUACAACAAUACAAUAUAAACGAAGUUAUAUCUUAGUAGAUUAGCAUGAAUGAACUUUUAUCAUCCGAUAAUUUUUUUAUAUUUAAAUGAAAAAAACACCAUCAAGUUCUUCUUAUGUAUUACAAAUGUUAAGAUUUAGAUUAAUUAUUUAUUUAGUAAAAAUAAAUGAUUACCAUUGUCACUUUGUGAUUGAUUUCUUCUUGUAAUUUCAUAACAUUUUCAUUUUAGAACUAUUAAUUUUCAAUUUUUCAUGAGUAUUGUAUGCAAGCAAUAUUUGAUCUAUACUAUUACUAGGUGACAUUUCUAUGCUCAUGUACGCAUGAAUAUUAAUAAAAUAAUUAACUUUUAAUAAUUAACUAAUAUUCCUUUUAUAGACAAAAAUAAUAUUUAUUUAUAUUAAAAUUUCAAAUAAUUUAUUAAUUUAUAUACAUUAAAUUUAUGAAAAUAUUAUUUUUAAUUAUUUAUUGUUAUUUUAAUAAAAAAUGUACUUUCAUGUAUAAUUCACAUCUAUUAUUCUAAACUGAAGCACAUUUUUGUUCUGAUUAUAGUAAAACCUGAUUAAUUUUAGGCUUAAUGUUAUUAACCGCAUUUAGUUUGUUAUUUGUUUUAGAUUCAUAAAUAUAUUUCUAGAAAAUUCUAUAUAACUUUAAAUAAGCUGCUUGGAAAAAUAAAGAAAGAAAUGUUGAUCAAUUCGGAGUUGUUAACGAACAUAAAUGAUAAUAUUUUGAAAACUCAUUCAUGAAUAUGAAAAAAAUAUAAAAUAAAUAAUUCUUUAGCAGUUUAAUAAUUGGUUAAUGUUUUCUUUCCUUUUAUUUAAAGUUUUAAGUAGUUUAAUAAUUUAUAUAUGAUAUUUAUAAAGAAGAUGUGUAAAUAUUUUUAUGAUAUCUUAAUCAAACAUAUGAUUUUGGGUAUAAUUUUUCGAAUCUGUUUUGUGUUUGUUUUGAUGUAUAUUAGAUUACAUCAGCUCCUUAGAUUAAACAACAAAUGUUUCACAUUCUAAUAAAGUUAAAUUUGGAUUAACAGUUUUAAUUUCAUAUAUAUAUAUAUAUAUGUUAUUCAUCUUUGAUUUAUAAAUAUAUAUUUAAAAAUUAUGUAACGUGAUAUAUAUAGGUUUGGUACAAAGUUAAGAUAAAAAAUUGAAUUGUUGAUCGGUUUGAAGUUCCAUAAGCAUACCAAACUAACUAUCAUUCGAAAGUUCAACAAUAAUAACCAACAAUUUAAGUUUUUGAUUCCAUCAGUUUGACAAUGUACAACUGAGAUUAAGCAACAAUUAUAAUUAUAAUUUUGUAUUAUUCAAACUGACUAUUUGGUAUUAAGUUGAUCUUAACCUAAAACUAAAAACUUUUAGAAACAGAAUGAUAUGAGGUGAUUGACACUCAUUAUUGACAAUUUAUUUUGUAAUUCGAUGAAAAAUAAAGGAACUACUUUUAAAUAUUUUAAUAUCUAUUAUAUUAUUAAAAAUUUUGUUGAUUAAAAAUAAAAAUUAGAGUUUUGAUAACAUAAAUACUUUGAUGACUUAUUUAUUAUAAAUUUUCUAUUAAUAUUCUGAUUCUUAGAAAAUAAAAUAAGAAAAUUUAUUAAGUACCCAGAGACUAGGAAGUGCGUGAAUAUCCAGAAAGGUAUUUAGGGAAUCAAACUGCAGCUGAAUCCAUGGGCAGGCAAGAAACAAUCUGGCGAAUUUUCAACAUCAAUCGGUUCGGACCUCCACUUAGUUUCACCCAAGUUUCAUCCUGGUCACGUAGUGGCUCCGUUCCAUGCCUCAUUUUAUAGGGAACCUACAUAAUAUAUAUCAAUAAAUGGCUAUGUUUUCUUUAAAAUGCGAUAUAUAUAUAUAUAUAUUACAAAUAUAAUAUUUUUGAAAAAUAACGUAAGUACUAUCCGUAAAAACCUAACUCGAUAAUAUUACAAAAUAUCUUUUGUGAUCUAUAUAAACCAUUAUAUACUUUCAGAUAUUUCAACUUAUCUCAUAUAACUGGUUUUAAGGCAUUUCCCUCCUCAUCGUUUUUGAGCAACAAUGACAGCAAUGGUCGACCUUGAUAUUCAAAAUUGUUUGAUCUUUACUCUCGUAUUCCUCUUCCCAACCCUCUUUCUCUUUGUCUUCUUCUUCUUUAAGGAACCAAAGAACAGCUUUGAUCUGCCUCCAAGCCCUCCUUCUCUUCCGAUCAUUGGUCAUCUUCACCUUAUCAUCUCUUCUUCAAUGCACAAGUGUUUUCAGAAAAUCUCAUCCAAGUACGGGCAAUUCCUCCAUCUCCGCAUCUUCCACGUCCCCAUCGUUCUCGUCUCCUCUCCCACAGUGGCCUAUGAGAUCUUCAAGGCUCACGACACGAACGUCUCCUAUCGUGGUCCAAUUGCUAUCGAUGAGUGCAUUGUGUUUGGUUCUUCUGGCUACAUCAGAGCUCCCUCUGGUGAUUACUGGAGGUUCAUGAAAAAGAUCAUCAUGGCUAAGGCCCUCGGUCCCCAGGCGCUAGAGCGAACACGUGGCGUCCGUUUAGUUGAGCUAGAGAGGUUCCACAGGAACCUGCUGGAUAAGGCCAUGAAGAAAGAGAGCGUGGAGGUCGGCGAGGAAGCGAUGAGACUCGUUAACAACACGCUGGGAAAGAUGAGUAUGGGAAGUAGUUUCUCAGUGGAGGACAAUGACGGUGGGAAAGUGUGUGAACUAUCAGUCGCGUUCACUUCCUUGUGCCACAAGUUUUGUGUGGCGCAAGUGUUUCAUAAGCCGCUAGAGAAGCUAGGGAUCUCAUUCUUGAAAAAGGACGUGAUGGAGGUUUCACACAGAUUUGAAGAACAUCUGGAAAAGAUUCUUGCGAAAUACGAAGAGAAAGUGGAGGAACAUCAAGGUGCUGAGUUUAUGGAUGCAUUGUUGGAAUCUUAUCAAGGCGAAAACGCAGAAUAUAAGAUGACUAGGAAGCAAAUUAAGGCGUUAUUUGCGGAGCUUUUCGUUGGAGCAGGUGACUCCUCUUCUUCAACAACACGGUGGGCAAUGGCAGAGAUCAUCAACAACCCUAAGAUUCUUGAGAGACUAAGAGAAGAAAUCGAUUCAGUGGUGGGAAAAAAUAGGUUGGUUCAAGAAACUGAUCUAACAAAUCUACCUUACUUGCAAGCUGUAGUCAAGGAAGCUCUAAGAUUGCACCCUGUGGGAGCUGUGGUGCCAAGGGAGUUUCAAGAAGGCUGUACGAUAGGAGGGUUCUACAUACCGGAGGGAACAUCACUUGCUGUUAAUUCUUAUGCUAUCAUGAGAGAUCCUGAUUCUUGGGAAGAUCCUUGUAAGUUUAAGCCAGAGAGGUUUCUGACUUCUUCAAGAUCAUGGAAAGAGGAGGAGAGAAAAGAGCAAGCACUGAAGUUCCUCGCGUUUGGCGCAGGAAGGAGAGGAUGUCCUGGAUCAAAUCUUGGUAGUACUUUUGUAGGAACCGCGGUUGGAGUGAUGGUGCAGUGCUUUGAUUGGGAAAUCGAAGGAGAUAAAGUCAACAUGGAAGAAGCUUCAGGAUUGAGAUUCUUUAUGGCUUUGGCUAAGCCACUUAAGUGCACUCCUAGUCCUCGAAAUAUGAACCAUUUACCUUCUGAUUCAAGAGGUCAGGAUUACACUCGGUUUCAAUUAGCUAACAUAUAACUCUAUAAAGGUUCAGAAGAUCGUUAUUACAUAUGUUACAUGCCUUAUUUUUGCAUUUGUACGUUCAUGUUGUUGAAUGCAUUAUGCAAAUACCUCCUUAAACAUUGUAUUUUUUUAAAAAAUUAUUAUUUAUCUUGAUGUUAAUAUCGUGACAAAAAAAAUCUUGAUGUAAAU
Brassica rapa (field mustard) is the source of this 4751-nucleotide messenger RNA. Its product is annotated as cytochrome P450 705A1. Gene Ontology annotation, cellular component: membrane. The record is from RefSeq and is a predicted model, not a curated record. Lineage: Eukaryota; Viridiplantae; Streptophyta; Magnoliopsida; Brassicales; Brassicaceae. Gene Ontology annotation, molecular function: heme binding; oxidoreductase activity, acting on paired donors, with incorporation or reduction of molecular oxygen, NAD(P)H as one donor, and incorporation of one atom of oxygen; iron ion binding.